AAAUAUUGGAGAAGAAUGGGCCCGCUGGGGCGCCGAGGGUGGGGGGGUGUCCAUCGUGAGCCCCGCCUCAAGCUUGGGUGCCCGCGCGAAGUGACGCAGCGCGGUUUGGCCGCUGUGGGGCGCCGUAGCCCGCGCCGUUGCCAGGGGAACGGGCCCGGCGCCGAACGAGGCCGAGCCCGUCUCGUUCUGGCCGGGCAGUACAGCCAACUUGCUGAGCCGGAGGCCGAGGACCUCCCGGCCCAACGUCUGACUCGCCGCCCGAGAUGGGGCCCCACUCCGGGGCGUGCCGCCACCCAGCCCCGCAGACGGUCUCCGGAGCUAGGGUCUAAAGCGCGGCCGCGCUGGGUGGACGGCCGGGCGCCGGGGCUGAACCUUUGGGUGACCUUGGCAGGGCCGAUCAGGCUCGGCCGCCACCUCGCGCAGAUGAACAUCUGCAACAAGCCCUCCAACAAGACAGCCCCCGAGAAGAAUGUGUGGACAGCGCCUGCGCAGGCCAGCAGACCCUCCCCGGAGCUGCAGGGCCAGCGGUCCCGGCGGAAUGGGUGGAGCUGGCCCCCUCACCCGCUCCAGAUUGUGGCCUGGCUGCUGUACCUCUUCUUCGCUGUGAUCGGCUUUGGGGUCCUUGUUCCCCUCCUGCCUCACCAUUGGGUGCCUGCUGGCUAUGCUUGCAUGGGUGCCAUAUUUGCCGGCCACCUAGUGGUGCACCUGACUGCUGUCUCCAUCGAUCCGGCAGACGCCAGCGUGCGGGACAAGAGCUAUGCAGGGCCCCUGCCCAUCUUCAGCCGCAGCCAACACGCACAUGUCAUUGAAGACCUGCACUGCAACUUGUGCAAUGUGGAUGUGAGUGCUCGCUCCAAGCACUGCAGCGCGUGCAACAAGUGCGUGUGCGGUUUCGACCACCACUGCAAGUGGCUGAACAACUGCGUGGGCGAGAGGAACUACAGGCUCUUUCUACACAGUGUGGCAUCUGCCUUACUGGGUGUCCUGCUCCUCGUGCUUGUGGCCACUUAUGUCUUUGUGGAGUUCUUUGUUAACCCCAUGCAGCUGCGCACCAACCACCACUUUGAAGGUCAGUCUGGACUCCAGGCCCACUCCCACCCCCUUCUCUGGGCCUGUUCUGGUCACUGGUCUCAGCCCCAGCUGAGCACAAUCUGCCUGUGCCUUGCAGUCCUGAGGAAUCACACAGAUGUGUGGUUUGUGUUCCUGCCUGCUGCCCCUGUGGAGACCCAGGCUCCUGCCAUCCUGGCCCUGGCUGCCCUACUUAUCCUUCUGGGUCUGCUCUCCACAGCCCUGCUUGGCCACCUGCUCUGUUUCCACAUUUAUCUCAUGUGGCACAAGCUUACCACCUACGAGUACAUUGUGCAGCAUCGCCUGCCACAGGAGGCAAAGGGGACCCACAGGGAGCUCAAGUUAUGUCCCCCCAAGAUGCGACCCAUUCAGGAGAUGGAGUUCCACAUGCGAACCUUCAGCCAUGUGCGCCAAGAGCCCCCUGGCCAAGCCAGGCCUGUCGCAGUGACUGCCAAUCCCUCCCGGUUCCCUGCCACCAGCAGCCAAGCAGAGCCUCCACAGCCCUCCUCCGAAGAGUCUCUCUCUCUGCCCUCUCGGAUCAGACCCCAGAAAAAGAGGAAGCGGCGCGUGUAUAAAGUGCCGACCUUUGGGAUCUUGGACCGCGAGCCCUCACUACCAAAGCUGCCCGGGCCCCGAGCUCCGGGCCCCUGCUCCAGCUCUUCGUCAGAUUCCGCUGGCGCCAGCCCGGUACACGCCGCUGGGCCCGCAGGCGCCUACCAUUCGGCGUCAGCCGAGUCCAUGGACGAGAUUCCAGUGGCGCAGACCCGCCUAGGUAGCGCCGCUCCGGUCAUUCCCGGGGACGAAGGCCGAGAGCCCGGGCUGACGCUGCACCGGAGUGCGCCCACCGUCUUCGUAAGCCUGAGCAGCGGCAAGCCCGGGGCGCGGGGCGGCCUGGAGGUCGGCCUGGGUUAGCCGGGCGGAGAGACAGGUAGGCUGAGGUGGAGCGGCCGGCCCGACUCUAUGCAACAAACCCACCCUUGCCGCAGCGAGUGCACUUUAGGGAACCCAACGGCUGGCGGGAUCGGCCCCCUUCCCCCACCCCCGAUUCAGCAAUACCAGCCCCACCAGCCGUGAUCCUCCAAUAAACUUUUUGUAUGCUUUUGCGGA
Messenger RNA from Manis pentadactyla (Chinese pangolin), 2175 nucleotides. RefSeq names its product zinc finger DHHC-type containing 1 (gene ZDHHC1). The record is from RefSeq and is a predicted model, not a curated record. Gene Ontology annotation, cellular component: Golgi apparatus; endoplasmic reticulum. Gene Ontology annotation, biological process: peptidyl-L-cysteine S-palmitoylation; protein targeting to membrane. Bases 16 to 1980 code for a protein of 654 amino acids. Lineage: Eukaryota; Metazoa; Chordata; Mammalia; Pholidota; Manidae. The transcript has 10 exons. Gene Ontology annotation, molecular function: protein-cysteine S-palmitoyltransferase activity.